AUGAGUUCCGACACAGAGAUGGCAGUUUUUGGGGAGGCUGCUCCUUACCUCCGAAAGUCUGAAAGGGAGCGUAUUGAAGCUCAGAACAAACCUUUUGAUGCCAAGAAUUCUGUCUUUGUGGUGGAUCCUAAGGAGUCCUAUGUGAAAAGCGUGGUUCAGAGCAGGGAGGGGGGAAAAGUGACAGUGAAGACAGAAGCUGGUGCUACUGUCACAGUAAAGGAAGAUCAAAUCUUCUCCAUGAACCCUCCCAAAUAUGACAAAAUCGAGGACAUGGCCAUGAUGACUCACCUGCAUGAGCCUGCCGUGCUGUACAACCUCAAAGAGCGUUAUGCAGCCUGGAUGAUCUAUACCUACUCAGGCCUCUUCUGUGUCACUGUCAACCCUUAUAAGUGGCUUCCAGUGUACAACCCUGAGGUGGUGGGGGCCUACAGAGGCAAAAAGCGUCAGGAGGCCCCACCCCACAUCUUCUCCAUCUCUGACAACGCCUAUCAGUUCAUGCUGACUGAUCGUGAGAACCAGUCAAUUCUGAUUACUGGAGAAUCCGGGGCAGGGAAGACCGUGAACACUAAGCGUGUCAUCCAGUACUUUGCAACAAUUGCAGUCACUGGAGAUAAGAAGAAGGAGGAACCUCCCUCUGGGGGGAAAAUACAGGGGACUCUGGAAGAUCAAAUCAUCAGUGCCAACCCCCUACUGGAGGCCUUUGGCAACGCCAAGACUGUGAGGAAUGACAACUCCUCUCGCUUUGGUAAAUUCAUCAGGAUCCAUUUUGGUGCCACAGGCAAAUUGGCUUCUGCAGAUAUUGAAACAUAUCUACUAGAGAAGUCUCGAGUUACUUUCCAGCUAAAGGCUGAAAGAAGCUACCACAUAUUCUAUCAAAUCAUGUCCAACAAGAGACCAGAGCUUAUUGAAAUGCUUCUGAUCACCACCAACCCAUAUGACUAUGCUUUUGUCAGUCAAGGUGAAAUUAGUGUGCCCAGCAUUAAUGACCAAGAAGAACUGAUGGCCACAGAUAGUGCUAUAGACAUCCUGGGUUUCACUCCUGAUGAAAAGACGGCCAUUUAUAAGCUCACUGGGGCUGUGAUGCAUUAUGGGAACAUGAAGUUCAAGCAAAAGCAAAGGGAAGAGCAGGCUGAGCCAGACGGCACUGAAGUUGCUGAUAAAGCUGCUUAUCUGACAAGUCUGAACUCUGCUGACCUGCUCAAAGCCCUCUGCUACCCCAGGGUCAAGGUUGGCAAUGAGUUUGUCACCAAAGGCCAGAAUGUGCAGCAGGUGUACAAUGCAGUGGGUGCUCUGGCCAAAGCCAUCUACGAGAAGAUGUUCCUGUGGAUGGUCACCCGCAUCAACCAGCAGCUGGACACCAAGCAGCCCAGGCAGUACUUCAUCGGGGUCUUGGACAUUGCUGGCUUUGAGAUCUUUGAUUUCAACAGCCUGGAGCAGCUGUGCAUCAACUUCACCAACGAGAAACUGCAACAGUUUUUCAACCACCACAUGUUCGUGCUGGAGCAGGAGGAGUACAAGAAGGAAGGCAUCGAGUGGGAGUUCAUCGACUUCGGCAUGGACCUGGCCGCCUGCAUCGAGCUCAUCGAGAAGCCUAUGGGCAUCUUCUCCAUCCUGGAGGAGGAGUGCAUGUUCCCCAAGGCAACAGACACCUCCUUUAAGAACAAGCUUUAUGAACAACAUCUUGGAAAGUCUAACAACUUCCAGAAGCCCAAGCCUACCAAAGGCAAGGCCGAGGCCCACGAGAAUUUGAACAAGCUGAUGACCAACCUGAGGAGCACUCACCCCCACUUUGUACGCUGCAUCAUCCCCAAUGAAACCAAAACUCCUGGUGCCAUGGAGCAUGAACUUGUCCUGCACCAGCUGAGGUGUAAUGGUGUGCUGGAAGGCAUCCGCAUCUGUAGGAAAGGAUUCCCAAGCAGAAUCCUUUAUGCAGACUUCAAACAGAGAUACAAAGUUCUAAAUGCAAGUGCUAUCCCAGAUGGUCAGUUCAUUGACAGCAAGAAGGCUUCUGAGAAACUUCUAGGGUCUAUUGACAUUGACCACUCCCAGUAUAAAUUUGGUCACACUAAGGUUUUCUUUAAAGCUGGCCUGCUGGGAGCUCUAGAGGAAAUGCGAGAUGAAAAGCUGGCUCAACUCAUCACACGCACUCAGGCCAUCUGUAGAGGGUACCUGAUGAGAGUGGAGUUCAGGAAGAUGAUGGAGAGGAGAGAGUCCAUCUUCUGCAUCCAGUACAACAUCCGCGCCUUCAUGAAUGUGAAGCACUGGCCCUGGAUGAAGCUGUAUUUCAAGAUCAAGCCCCUCCUUAAGAGUGCAGAGACAGAGAAGGAGAUGGCCACCAUGAAGGAAGAUUUUGAGAAGGCCAAAGAAGAACUGGCUAAGUCAGAGGCAAAAAGGAAAGAACUGGAAGAAAAGAUGGUAGCUCUGAUGCAAGAGAAAAAUGACCUGCAGCUCCAGGUUCAAGCUGAAGCAGAUAGUUUGGCUGAUGCAGAGGAAAGGUGUGAUCAGCUGAUCAAAACCAAAAUACAACUUGAGGCCAAAAUCAAGGAGGCCAUAGAGAGGGCUGAGGAUGAAGAAGAGAUCAAUGCUGAGCUGACGGCCAAGAAGAGGAAACUGGAGGAUGAAUGUUCAGAACUCAAGAAAGACAUUGAUGACCUUGAGCUGACACUGGCCAAGGUUGAGAAGGAGAAACAUGCCACAGAGAACAAGGUAAAAAACCUCACAGAGGAGAUGGCAGGCCUGGAUGAAAACAUAGCAAAGUUGACCAAGGAGAAAAAGGCCCUCCAAGAGGCCCACCAGCAGACCCUGGAUGACCUGCAGGCAGAAGAGGACAAAGUCAACACCCUGACCAAAGCUAAAACCAAGCUAGAGCAGCAAGUGGAUGAUCUUGAAGGAUCUCUGGAACAAGAAAAGAAACUCCGCAUGGACUUAGAAAGAGCCAAGAGAAAACUGGAGGGUGACCUCAAAUUGGCCCAAGAAUCCACAAUGGAUAUAGAAAAUGACAAACAGCAACUUGAUGAGAAACUCAAAAAGAAGGAAUUUGAAAUGAGCAAUCUGCAAAGCAAGAUUGAGGAUGAACAGGCCCUUGGGAUGCAGCUGCAGAAGAAGAUCAAGGAGCUACAAGCCCGCACUGAGGAGCUGGAGGAGGAAAUCGAGGCAGAGCGGGCCUCACGGGCCAAGGCAGAGAAGCAGCGCUCUGACCUCUCCCGGGAACUGGAGGAGAUCAGUGAGAGGCUGGAAGAAGCUGGCGGGGCCACUUCAGCCCACAUUGAGAUGAACAAGAAGCGGGAAUCUGAGUUUCAGAAAAUGCGCAGGGACCUGGAGGAGGCCACCCUGCAGCAUGAAGCCACAGCAGCUGCGCUUCGGAAGAAACACGCAGACAGUGUGGCUGAGCUCGGGGAGCAGAUUGACAACCUGCAGCGGGUCAAACAGAAGCUGGAGAAGGAGAAGAGCGAGAUGAAGAUGGAGAUCGAUGACCUUGCUAGUAACAUGGACACUGUUUCUAAAGCCAAGGGAAAUUUCGAGAAAAUGUGCCGCACCCUAGAGGACCAACUUAGUGAAAUAAAAACAAAGGCAGAGGAGCAACAACGAUUAAUAAAUGAGUUGUCAGCCCAGAAGGCACGUUUGCAUACAGAGUCAGGUGAGUUUUCACGACAGUUAGAUGAGAAAGAUGCUAUGGUUUCUCAGCUAUCCAGAGGCAAACAAGCAUUUACACAACAAAUCGAGGAAUUAAAGAGGCAGCUAGAAGAGGAGACAAAGGCCAAGAAUGCUCUGGCUCACGCUGUGCAGUCCACCCGCCACGACUGUGACCUGCUGCGGGAACAGUAUGAGGAGGAGCAGGAAGCCAAGGCUGAGCUGCAGAGGGCAAUGUCCAAGGCCAACAGCGAGGUUGCCCAGUGGAGGACCAAAUACGAGACGGAUGCCAUCCAUCGCACAGAGGAGCUGGAGGAGGCCAAGAGGAAGCUGGCCCAGCGUCUGCAGGAUGCUGAGGAACAUGUAGAAGCCGUGAAUUCCAAAUGUGCUUCUCUUGAAAAGACAAAGCAGAGGCUACAGAAUGAAGUGGAAGACCUCAUAAUAGAUGUGGAAAGAUCUAAUGCUGCCUGUGUAGUUCUUGAUAAGAAGCAAAGGAACUUUGACAAGGUUCUGGCAGAAUGGAAACAUAAGUAUGAAGAAACUCGGGCUGAACUGGAGGCCUCUCAGAAGGAGGCCCGUUCUCUUAGCACUGAGCUGUUCAAAGUGAAGAAUGCCUAUGAGGAAGCCCUGGAUCAACUUGAAACUCUGAAGCGAGAGAAUAAGAAUUUGCAGCAGGAGAUUUCUGACCUGACUGAGCAAAUUGCAGAGGGUGGAAAGCAUAUCCACGAAUUGGAGAAAGUAAAGAAACAAAUUGAUCAAGAGAAGAGUGAACUACAGGCAUCCCUAGAGGAAGCAGAGGCAUCUCUUGAGCAUGAGGAAGGCAAAAUUCUUCGCAUCCAAGUUGAGUUAAAUCAGGUAAAAUCUGAGAUUGACCGAAAAAUUGCUGAAAAAGAUGAGGAAAUUGAUCAACUAAAGAGGAAUCAUCUGAGAACUGUAGAGUCGAUGCAGAGCACCCUGGAUGCUGAGAUCAGGAGCAGGAAUGAUGCUCUGAGGAUCAAGAAGAAGAUGGAGGGAGAUCUUAAUGAAAUGGAAAUCCAGCUGAACCAUGCCAACCGCCAGGCUUCUGAGGCAAUAAGGCACCUUAGAAACACACAAGGAGUACUGAAGGACACUCAGGUACAUUUGGAUGAUGCCAUCAGAAGCCAAGAUGACCUUAAAGAACAACUGGCAAUGGUUGAGCGCAGAGCUAAUCUGAUGCAGGCUGAGGUAGAAGAGCUCAGAGCAUCCCUGGAACAGACUGAGAGAAGCAGGAAAAUGGCAGAGCAAGAGCUUCUGGAUGCAAGUGAGCGUGUGCAACUUCUGCACACUCAGAACACCAGCCUUAUCAACACCAAGAAGAAGCUGGAGACAGACAUUUCCCAUAUCCAGGGAGAGAUGGAGGACAUUGUCCAAGAAGCCCGUAAUGCAGAAGAGAAGGCCAAGAAGGCCAUCACUGAUGCUGCCAUGAUGGCUGAGGAGCUGAAGAAGGAACAGGACACCAGCGCCCACCUGGAGCGGAUGAAGAAGAAUAUGGAGCAGACGGUGAAGGACCUGCAGCACCGUCUGGACGAGGCUGAGCAGCUGGCGCUGAAGGGCGGGAAGAAGCACAUCCAGAAACUGGAGGCCAAGGUGAGGGAGCUUGAAAGUGAGGUGGAAAGUGAACAGAAGCGCAAUAUUGAGGCUGUCAAGAGUCUUCGCAAACACGAGAGAAGAGUGAAGGAACUCACUUACCAGACUGAGGAGGACCGCAAGAAUGUUCUCAGGCUGCAGGAUUUGGUGGACAAAUUACAAACCAAAGUUAAAUCUUACAAGAGACAAGCUGAAGAGGCUGAGGAACUAUCUAACGUCAACCUUGCCAAGUUCCGCAAGAUUCAGCAUGAGCUGGAGCAGGCAGAGGAACGGGCUGACAUUGCUGAGUCCCAGGUCAACAAACUGCGAGUGAAGAGCCGGGAGGUUCACACAAAAAUCAUUAGUGAAGAGUGA
Molecule: messenger RNA, 5592 nt
Organism: Otolemur garnettii (small-eared galago)
Lineage: Eukaryota; Metazoa; Chordata; Mammalia; Primates; Galagidae
Gene: MYH4
Product: myosin-4
Exons: 37
Coding region: 1-5592 (1863 amino acids)
Cellular component (GO): myosin complex
Molecular function (GO): actin filament binding; cytoskeletal motor activity; ATP binding
Source: RefSeq, a predicted model, not a curated record